CUCGUCCGUUCCCUUCCCUCUCCCCCUUCUUCUCCUCCCCCUCCGCCGUCGGACUUCAAACAUCAAAUCCGCCUCCCCUCCGCCGCCCCCGCCAUUAUUAUUAUUAUAGUUCCAGACGAGGCUCUCGAUUCCGGCAGAGAGUCCCUCCGCUCGGAUCAUAUCGCCGACCGCCGCCGGCAGUCCUGAAAUCUUCCGCCGCCGCGAGUUCCUCUCUCCUAUUCGCGAGCUCGAGAAGCAGCGGGUUUGAGCUCUCCUCCGAAUCGCCCGCCUCCCGGAAUCGAAGAAAGCUCGCAUGGCGCGGUCUGCCCCGUUGCUGCCGCUGCCGCUGCUGCUGCUGCUGCUGGUGAUAGCGGCGGCGGCGGCGCGUGCGGAGCGCGUGAACAGGUCGGCCUCCACGGGGCUGUCCUGGUCCACCGCGAAGGACGAGGCCGAUCUGGUCAGGAUGGCCGAUCCUCAGGAGGAUCCGGCGGCUCAGGCUGUUAACGAGCAGGACGGCCUCGAUGGAGGGUUUUCUACCCUCGAAGGAAUGUUGCAGUGGGCGAUAGGUUACUCCGAUCCUGAGAAACUGAAGGAAACCGCGCAAGACGUUCAGCGAAUGUCCGCCAGCGACGUCAAGAAGCGUCAGAUGGAACUGAAGGAGCUCAUGGAGAAACUAAAAAUGCCAUCAGACGCUCAAUUGAUGCAAAUUGCUAUAGAUGAUUUGAAGAAUUCCUCCCUAUCUUUGGAAGACCGCCAUCGUGCUUUGCAUGAGCUCUUGAUACUUGUUGAGCCAAUUGAUAAUGCAAAUGAUUUGCCUAAAAUUGGGGGGCUUGCUGUGGUUAUAAGAGAGCUCGACCAUCCUGAUCCUGACGUAAGGAAACUUUCUGCAUGGGUUCUGGGGAAAGCCAGUCAGAAUAAUCCUCUCAUCCAAAGGCAGGUCUUGGAGUUGGGGGCACUAGCGAAGCUGAUGAUGAUGGUAAAAUCUGAGCAUGUGGAAGAAGCCACUAAAGCAUUGUAUGCUGUUUCUGCUUUGAUUCGAAAUAAUAUAGCUGGUCAGCAGUUAUUUUAUGCACAAGCAGGCGAUUUAAUGCUUCAGGACAUUUUGAGCAACUCAAGUAUUGAUAUUAGACUCCGGAGAAAGGCUGUGUUUCUUGUUGGUGAUCUGGCGGAGCGCCAAUUAGAAGCUUUGAAUGAAGAUGAGCUACCUUUCUUCAGCAACAAAUUGUUCUUAAAGGCCGUGGUUGAUCUGAUGGCAUCGACUGACCUCGAUCUCCAGGAAAAGGCACUCACUGCAGUCAAGAGUCUUCUGCAUCUAAGAUCUACCCAAGCUCUAAUUUUCAAGGAGUUCUGUGGUCUGGACGCGGCAUUGGAGAGUAUGCGCCAGCAAUUAGAGGAUUUGAUGGCUGAAGAAUUUCGGAGAGAUUAUGCGACGGAUGUAGAAAGUCUUCGCAGAGAAGUGGAGUUAAUUUAUCAGCGGAAGCUGGGAAAGGUGAUGCAGGUUCCGACUUGAUGCCACAGAAGCACAAAGCCCUGAUUGGCACUUAUAAGUCGCUAGCGUGCAAUGCUCAGGCUGUCGAGAUGUUUUCACAAGUCACUGUCAACCAAGAGGAGGAAGUUUGUGUGGAUCAUCUGAUAUCCGAGAGAAAGGAUCCUUUUCUCUGUGGAAAAUUCUUUUAAAAAAUAUGUCUAUCCGAUUGACGAUUCACGUUGAUGACUCAAUAGGGUAAUUACGAUGUCGGUUUGAUUUCUUCGGUCCAGCAUUCUUAUAGGCUUAAAUUUGUACUUUGCUAACAAUUAGCGCGACAUAGAUUGACCUCAUAAUUGGCAGAGUCAUUGUUUCUGCUUUUCAUCACUUAGGUAGGUAGUAGGGAAAGGCAAGCUAAAGCUACGGGGUGCUGCAGAAUCAUCUGCGAUUUUUUAAGCGCAAACCCGUGAGAUUUUCCUCGUAUAAAUCUUCAUUUCACUCUCUUGUA
Eucalyptus grandis is the source of this 1952-nucleotide messenger RNA. RefSeq names its product nucleotide exchange factor SIL1. NCBI's taxonomy places the organism in Eukaryota, Viridiplantae, Streptophyta, Magnoliopsida, Myrtales, Myrtaceae. The record is from RefSeq and is a predicted model, not a curated record. The transcript is spliced from 8 exons. Bases 293 to 1489 code for a protein of 398 amino acids.